This is a messenger RNA of Neoarthrinium moseri, 1023 nucleotides long. RefSeq lists its product as uncharacterized. The transcript has 5 exons. Lineage: Eukaryota; Fungi; Ascomycota; Sordariomycetes; Amphisphaeriales; Apiosporaceae. The record is from RefSeq and is a predicted model, not a curated record. Gene Ontology annotation, molecular function: oxidoreductase activity. Bases 1 to 1023 code for a protein of 340 amino acids.
AUGAAGCAGUGGUCCGUCACUGGAACCGACAAGGACUUCGAUGGCCUCAAGUACGACGACGCACCCGUCCCUCAGGUCGGCGAGAACGAGGUUCUCAUCAAGCUGCACGCGGCCUCUCUCAACUACCGCGAUCUUAUCAUCCCCAAGGGCAUGUACCCUUUCCCAACCAACUUCCCAGUGGUUGGCGGAUCCGAUGGAGCUGGUGAAGUGGUUGAAGUUGGCUCCAAGGUUUCGCAAUGGAAGAAGGGUGACAAAGUCGUUACUCUGUUCAACCAGGGCCAUCAGUUUGGUGCCGUCACUACUGCAGCAGCCGGAACUGGUCUUGGCGGUGUUCUGGAUGGAACUCUCAGACAAUACGGAGUAUUUAACGAGAACGGUCUCGUACGGGCACCGAAGAACCUGAGCCACGUCGAGGCCAGCACAUUGACAUGUGCUGCAUUGACGAGCUGGAACGCACUGUACGGGCUGAAGCCUCUGAAGCCUGGUGACACCGUUCUCACCCAGGGAACUGGUGGUGUUAGCAUUUUCGCUUUGCAGUUCGCGAAAGCCGCAGGUGCUACUGUUAUUGCGACAACUUCGUCCAAGGAGAAGGGUGAGACUCUCAAGAAGCUUGGCGCAGACCAUGUCAUCAACUACAAGGAGGACGAGAACUGGGGCAAGACGGCCAAGAGCCUCACCUAUAACGGACAAGGUGUAGACCACGUCAUUGAGGUCGGCGGUGCCGGAACCCUUGAGCAAAGUCUGGCAGCGAUCAGAUUCGAGGGUGUUAUCAGCAUCAUCGGAUUCCUCGGCGGUGCCAAGCCCAAGUCGACCAUCCUGGACUGCCUCAGCAACAUCUGCACGACCAGAGGUGUCUACGUAGGUUCAAAGGCCCUCAUGGAGGAUAUGGUGGCAGCCAUCGAGGCAAAUGAUAUCCACCCCGUUGUUGACAAGACUGUUUUCUCCCUGGACAAGACACGGGAGGCUUAUGAGUACAUGUGGAAACAAUCGCAUUUUGGAAAGGUGGCAAUCAAGAUUGAGUAA